CCCCGCUCUCGGCCGCCCUGCGCAGAUCUCAGGAAGCAGGCGAGGCAGCUGGAGAACGAGCUGGACCUGAAGCUGGUCUCCUUCAGCAAACUCUGCACCAGCUACAGCGGCACCCGAGAUGGAAGGCGCGACAGCUCUGACACAACUCCUCUCCUAAAUGGAUCAGGCCAGGACAGAAUGUUUGAGACCAUGGCUGUGGAGAUUGAACAACUUCUGGGAAAGCUUACUGGGAUAAAUGACAAAAUGGCAGAGUACACAAAUAGCGCAGGAGUCCCGUCCCUGAAUGCUGCCCUGAUGCAUACGUUGCAGCGUCAUCGAGACAUCCUGCAGGAUUAUACGCAUGAAUUCCACAAAACCAAAGCGAACUUUCUGGCAAUACGAGAAAGGGAGAAUCUGUUGGGAUCAGUACGAAAAGAUAUUGAAUCAUAUAAAAGUGGGUCUGGCGUGAAUAACAGAAGAACAGAACUAUUCCUGAAGGAACAUGAACACCUUCGAAACUCAGAUCGACUGAUAGAAGAAACAAUAAGCAUUGCCAUGGCAACUAAAGAAAAUAUGACUUCGCAGAGAGGGAUGUUGAAGUCAAUACAAAGCAAGAUGAAUACCUUGGCUAAUCGGUUUCCAGCAGUGAACAGCCUGAUUCAAAGGAUCAACCUUCGGAAACGACGAGAUUCCCUCAUCUUGGGCGGCAUUAUUGGCAUCUGUACCAUCUUACUGCUGCUAUACGCUUUUCAUUGA
Pterocles gutturalis (yellow-throated sandgrouse) is the source of this 735-nucleotide messenger RNA. RefSeq names its product golgi SNAP receptor complex member 1 (gene GOSR1). Gene Ontology annotation, molecular function: SNAP receptor activity. The transcript has 8 exons. The annotation marks the transcript as partial. Gene Ontology annotation, cellular component: Golgi membrane; SNARE complex; Golgi medial cisterna. Gene Ontology annotation, biological process: vesicle fusion; endoplasmic reticulum to Golgi vesicle-mediated transport. The record is from RefSeq and is a predicted model, not a curated record. NCBI's taxonomy places the organism in Eukaryota, Metazoa, Chordata, Aves, Pterocliformes, Pteroclidae.